Molecule: messenger RNA, 3224 nt
Organism: Dalotia coriaria
Lineage: Eukaryota; Metazoa; Arthropoda; Insecta; Coleoptera; Staphylinidae
Gene: Ktl
Product: BTB/POZ domain-containing protein Ktl
Exons: 1
Coding region: 53-757 (234 amino acids)
Biological process (GO): protein homooligomerization
Source: RefSeq, a predicted model, not a curated record
GGCGGCGGCAGCAGCAGGCAGUCAGUGUAGGCCAGUCAGGCGAGCGCGCGAGAUGUCGGGCUCCACACCAGGCGGCCUCGGCGUCGUCGAAUUAAACGUCGGUGGCGUGGCGUACGCGGCCUCCCUGGCGACGCUCACCAGUCAACCGAAUUCACAACUACACGCGUGGUUCGCACCUGGAGGAGACGGCGUACCUAAGGAUGCCAAAGGUAGACACUUCCUGGACCGCGACGGCGUGCUCUUCCGCUACGUGUUGGACUUCCUACGCGAUGGCACACUCGCACUGCCUGAGUGCUUCCGGGAGCGUGAAAGAUUACGACGUGAAGCGGAGCGUUACCGCCUCCAGGGGCUGGUGGACCUCAUCGCCGAAGACUCACGUCGUGUACCCGGUUGUAUCACUGUCGGAUAUCGUGGCAGUUUUCAAUUUGGGAAGGACGGCCUCGCCGACGUCAAGUUCCGUAAACUGUCGCGUAUUCUCGUCUGCGGGCGCGUCUCAUUGAUGCGCGACGUCUUCGGCGAGACACUCAACGAGAGCCGUGAUCCUGAUCAUGGUCUAGCUGAACGCUACACAUCACGCUUCUUCCUCAAGCACUCGUUCCUCGAGCAGGCGUUCGACAUGCUCUUCGAGCAGGGAUUCAAACUGGUGGGUAGCGCUGGCAGUGGUACAGCUGGAAGUGCCACCGAGCUGAAGCCCGGCGUCGACGUCGAGGAGAACCGCUGGAAUCACUAUAACGAAUUUGUGUUUGUGCGCGAGUAGAACCGCUGCCAUCCACUUGUUGUAUUUGUAUCAUAACUUCGACCAAAGAGGCACGGAAGCAAAAAUAGAAGAAAGAGGGAGGAAAGGAACUUAGCAACUUAGUACGUAAACUUAGCCAAUGAAAUCAACACGCGAUGCCAACCAACAACAACAACACACACACACACACACACCUAUUGUCUCGCAUCACGAGGCGAAACGAGUAAAACUAGUCAUAGUUUCAUAGACAUUACUCUAAAGCUAAAUAGACGUUAACGGCAACCUGUAGCAAAGGAUAAUCACAUCAUUCCAGGUGUUCCACGAAACCGCCGCCCAACAAAUUAAACAAGGUUCGUUUCGCUCACAUUAAUCCUUGAUAAUCAAAAAUUAAAAAAAAAAAAAAAAAAACAGAAGCGCUGAAAUCUAGGAUUAAUGAGAACCUUAUUAAAUUUUAAGUCGGUGGGUUUACGUUGAGAACACCCUGUAUAUCAAUAGUAGCGCGUAUUUGAACCACUUUGAUUUACAACUACAUUCCGUGCACAAUUAUUUGCCCGUCUGUCUCUCCGCCGCCACACUCACACCUCCAUCACACAUCGACGUCUUCCUGAAUUAUAUCGAUCAAGCCGUAACUAUCGGCGUGUGCUAAUGAAAGAUUAAUUAUCAUUUAUCAUUCUGGUGGAGGCGCCGGGCAACAACGCAACACACAAAGCGCAGUCGGCAUAUUCAUCAAUAUGCGUGUCAUAAAUAAUCGACUGCCGGGUAUUGUGCGCUGGUGAUGAAUAACGCAGGCAGGCAGGUUGAACAAUUUUAAAUUCAUGUUUUGGCUUUGAUUGUACACGCGAGAAGUAAAAAUUCAAUCGGCGAGUGAGUUUUGAAAGAAAAUUUAAUUUAAACUUCUUCGAUGUUGAGCAACAAGUAAAGAAUAAAGAACGCGGGACGUGGAGUGUUAUUAUAAUCAUAAUAACAGUAAUGUGAAAAUGAAAAGAAAUUCAAGACGAUAUUAAUUUGAGUUUGCGUCGAAUGCAAAUUUAAAAUAAAAAAGUUUUCCACUUCAAUAGCGCACGCAAAAUGAUUGAAAAUGUAGAAAUAUAUCAGGGUCGUCUUAAAAUUAAUAAAAAAAUAUACGAGUUAAUAUAGCGUGAAGAAAUAUUAGCGAUGACCUCGACUCUCCAAGCUCUCACGUGUGGCGUUAUUAAGAUGAUACAUCAUUCUUACCCCGCGAGCCGGAAAAACAGACGCGCGAUGCUUUUGUUUCGUUUUGCUUGCCUUUCCUCUUGCUCCUUCAUCGGGCCAGACGAUAUUAAACUAACUGGGUGUAACGAAACACAUUCUUCAACUUCAUAUAAAAUAAUAAUAAUAAUAAUAAUAAACUAUGUCUAACGUAUAUAAGCAACAAGGUAUCAAGUAUAAGUAUUAGCCCUGUAUGAUGGAAAAAACACAAAAAAAUCACACAAAAAUAAAAGCGCCAAAAAAAAACUAAUAAAAACCACUGUAGCAACCAAAAGAAGCAAAAAAAACAUGGAACAAAACAUAUUUUUCAUUAUAAUACUUACCUACGUACCUACUUAUGACAAGUAUUAAGAUACACUAUAUAUGAGAAACUGACGACAAAACAAAAUGGGUGCUGAAACAUUUAAUAUGAUAUUCGCUCGGUUAUCGUUAUCUAUAAUGAUUUUGUGUACAUUAUUAAACGCAGGAAUUGUAAUAAUUUGUACUAUAACUAAACAAUGCGUGUAAUGCGUGGAGAUUUAAAUUGCGAGUCAAGAGUACUAAAAACAAACUAAUAAUAUAGAGAAACCACAAAUAAAAUAUACGAAUAAAUGAAAGUUUUUCUAUAAGAAAACCAAUAAAUCCAAUGAAAUAAAAUGUUCGAAUGCAUUUUUUGCAUUGUACUUUUUAGAUAAACAUCUAAUUUUGUUAACAAAAUGUUUCUCUAUUACAAAUGUUUUUGUUAAACACCUAAUUGAAUUUAUUGAAUCAUUUAAUUAGUUGGUAAGACAAUAUUUGUUAAAGAUUCUUAUCGAGUCGUAAUUUGUUGAAGUAAAUUGUAGUAGUUUACUAUAUGCAACCAAAUAUACACAUUUUCUUCGACUCGAUGGAAUGCUGUGCAUCAUUUGCUAAAUGAUGACAAUGUUGUAACAUGUUGUGAGCAUGUAAAUUCUGUACUGUAACAAACACAAACGAUUUACUAGUGGUAAUCAUUGUAUAUUAUGCUAUCUAGUAAUGAUGAGACCGUAACAGCAACACACUUCUGACCAAAGUAAGCAAAAAGUAAUGAAUACAAAGAAAAACUAUUUAGUGAUCUGUAUAUUAUAUUCAACGGUUACGAAUUUAUUGUCAAACAAUGUUCAUAAUCAAAUAUUGUAUUGUUAUGUUCAAGAGGUAUGCAUUUUACUGUCUGAAAUCAAAGUGGUAACAAUGUAUAUUAUGCAUUAUACAGAUUUAAAGAUGAUAUUAUUGUAAAUUAAUAAAAUGAUUUUAAAUUUCA